AUGCUGAGGUUUCACGAGGCGGCUAAGCGUGGCAGCGGAGCAGCAGCUGUUUCCGCUGCGCGCCCAACAGCCCUGAUGGCCACAAGGUACCUGCUUGGACAGAAGCUUGGCAGUGGGAGUUUUGGAACUGUCUAUCUGGUGUCAGACAAGGAGGCCACGCAGGGGGAGGAGCUCAAGGUAUUGAAAGAAAUAUCUAUUGGAGAACUAAAUCCAAAUGAGACUGUGCAGGCCAGUGUGGAAGCCCAGCUUCUCUCCAAGCUGGACCACCCAGCCAUUGUCAAGUUCUAUGCCAGCUUCGUGGAGCGAGGGAACUUCUGUAUCAUCACGGAGUACUGUGAGGGCCGAGAUCUGGACUGUAAAAUUCAAGAAUAUAAAGAAGCUGGGAUAAUCUUUCCUGAAAAUCAAAUAAUAGAAUGGUUUAGCCAGCUGUUGCUGGGAGUUGACUACAUGCACGGGAGGAGGAUACUUCAUCGAGACUUGAAGUCAAAAAACAUAUUUUUGAAAAAUAAUCGACUUAAAAUUGGGGAUUUUGGAGUGUCUCGGCUUCUAAUGGGAUCCUGUGACCUGGCCACAACUCUCACUGGAACUCCACACUACAUGAGUCCUGAAGUUCUGAGGCACCAAGGCUAUGACACCAAGUCAGACAUCUGGUCGCUGGCGUGCAUUUUAUACGAGAUGUGCUGCCUGAGUCAUGCAUUCACCGGCUCGAAUUUCCUGUCCAUCGUCUUCAACAUCGUGGAGGGCGACACGCCUUCCCUCCCGGAGAGCCAUCCAAGAGAACUAAACGCCAUCAUGAAAAGCAUGUUGAACAAGAAUCCAUGCUUGAGGCCGUCAGCUAUGGAAGUUUUGAAAAGCCCCUAUAUCGAUGAACAGCUGCAGCACUUAAAGUGUAGAUAUGCAGAAAUGGCUGCAGUAAACAAGAACCUACACUGUCAGGAGGAGGCUGCUCAUGUAAUUAAUGCUGUAAAAAUCGUGGGAGAAAAGCAUGAAGGAAGUACGAUGCGAAGGGAAGAACCUCGGCGCUUCCGGCAGCUGAGGACUGGCGCGCUCCGUGGUUUUGAGCAAUUGACUUCAGAGAAGCUGACGGCGUCUCAGCCUCUUCCUUGCCUGGGCCUCGGUGAAGUUGAGUCAGGCAUAGAGGACACCCUAGUUGACGUUGGACAUCAUGAGAUUCCAGAAGACCCGCUUGUGGCUGAAGAGUAUUAUACUGAUGUAUUUGAUUCCUGUUCUGAAGAAAGUGAGGAGCAGGAAGAAGACAUCCUGUUCUCAGGACCAGACAGAGAGACCAAGGACUGUAACAGAACAAACCAACAGGACAGUGAUAUGGAAGCCUUGAUCAGGUGUUUGGAAAACGUUCUGGGGUGCUCGUCUCUAGGCACAAGGACCAUCGUCAGCACAGCAGCAGACACGUACCCAGGACCCACAGUGUUCAACAGUGCCAUGGCCAGGACCAAGAUGCAGCACAUGAGACAAUCAGCCAAGCAGAAGUUGGGAGCAGAAGUUUUUGAGCAAGUCUACACUUACCUCAAGAGAGCAAGGCGUGAGAACGCCAGCGAAGCAGAGAUCCGGGACCGUCUGGAAAUGAUGGUGCCACGGGCUAGCGACUGUUUUGAAGUUGACCAGCUCCUCUACUUUGAGGAGCAAUUACGAAUCACCGUUGGGAAAGAUUCCACCUUUUAG
Ochotona curzoniae (black-lipped pika) is the source of this 1680-nucleotide messenger RNA. RefSeq names its product NIMA related kinase 11 (gene NEK11). The coding region runs from base 1 to 1680 and encodes 559 amino acids. The transcript is spliced from 14 exons. Gene Ontology annotation, molecular function: protein kinase activity; ATP binding. Gene Ontology annotation, biological process: protein phosphorylation. NCBI's taxonomy places the organism in Eukaryota, Metazoa, Chordata, Mammalia, Lagomorpha, Ochotonidae. The record is from RefSeq and is a predicted model, not a curated record.